Molecule: messenger RNA, 764 nt
Organism: Ziziphus jujuba (common jujube)
Lineage: Eukaryota; Viridiplantae; Streptophyta; Magnoliopsida; Rosales; Rhamnaceae
Product: photosystem I reaction center subunit N, chloroplastic
Exons: 3
Coding region: 147-659 (170 amino acids)
Biological process (GO): photosynthesis
Cellular component (GO): chloroplast photosystem I
Source: RefSeq, a predicted model, not a curated record
CACCACAAUCUUUCAUUACAUUUCAUGAUCAUCACAACAAAUCCUUAUCAAAUAUCCAUACCACAUAACCCCUUCUCUGUUUCAGCUUUGUUUUUGUAAAUUUAGUAACAAAGAGCUUAUACCAAAAACACCAAAUUAUCAAACAAAUGGCAACCAUGAACUCUGCUGUUUUGGCUUGUAACUAUGCCAUCUCAGGCCCCGCCUUAUCGGACCUCACCGGGAAGGCCUCUCCCGUUUCAGCAGCUCCAGCUGUAAACGGUCAGAAGCUGCCUGUGAUCAGGGCUCAGCAGCCUAAAAUCACUUCCGACUCCAAAGAGUCCGGGCGGAGGGCUGCACUUCUUUGCCUUGCAGCCACCCUUUUCACCACUGCUGCUGCCUCCAACUCUUCUUCUGCCAAUGCUGGAGUCAUUGACGAUUACCUUGAAAAGAGCAAAGCGAACAAGGAAUUGAAUGACCAGAAGAGAUUGGCAACAAGUGGUGCAAACUUUGCAAGAGCAUACACUGUGGAAUUUGGAAGUUGCAAGUUCCCUGAGAACUUCACUGGCUGUCAAGAUCUUGCAAAGCAAAAGAAAGUUCCAUUUAUCUCUGAUGAUUUGGAUUUGGAGUGCAAAGGUAAGGACAAAUACAAGUGUGGUUCUAAUGUAUUCUGGAAAUGGUGAGAAAAUGGAGGCAAACUUUUUCUCCUUUAACAAACCCCAUUUACUCUCUCCUCCAACAUGUACUUAAAUUCUUAUGAAGAAUCUUUAUAUCCUUUUGUUUUGUAA